AUGUUCCUGACAAGUCGACAAUAUGCUUCCUGGAAGAAAUUGAGUGAUGACAUUGACGAGAUGCCAGAGUCAAAGCGAAUACGGAAUCGUUCCACAAAACGAAUAUAUCCCAAGAGUCGACCAUCCGAUGGAAACUUCCAACGGGCUCCACAGCGAAAGAUCAACGAUCGAUUUAGAAAUCCAAACAAAGGAGGAACUCAAAGGAGUGGAUAUCAAGUCCGUACACCAGAAGCCUUUCGCAAUGUCUACGCAAGCAACACUCCUGACAAAAUCAAUCGUUGGAUGAAAGAUAUCUACGACGAGCAAACAAAUCAAAGCUUAAAGGAUAAGACACCAAAUCCCUUUGCAAGUUUGAGCAGUAGAGAUGAGAUCAACUUUGUCAAACUGCUACAAAGCAAACAAGCUUAUGAAAGCAUUCUUCUCUUUGUCCAACUUGGAAACCCUGACGUGAAGGUUUUCACAACUGCUAUUUUUGCCUUGGCGUUGUCCCGGGGACCCUAUCGACAGCGAGCUCUGGAUGUGUUGCCCCUGAUGGAUCAGCAAAAGGUGGAACCUACUAGCCUCACCCUCAUUGCCCUUUUGGGUUCGCUCGAUGGUCCCAAUGCCGUUUCCGAGCUCAUGAGGACGAUGGAACGUCGAGGGAUUACCAUGACAACUGAAGUUUUCAACUCGGCCAUUUAUGCUAUCUGUCGAACUCCAUGGGGACAAUCCACGGCCGAGAAUUCGGACUUUCAGGUGGCGUUGAACUUGUUUCAGAAAAUGAAAGCAAAACGAAUACAGCCGUCGUCCAAGACAUAUCAUGCAUUAUUGCAAGUAUUAGCCAAAACUGGAAAGGUAGAUCUGGCGAUACCGCUGCUGCGACAAUGGAAGAUGUCACCUAUCGCAGUUAUUAGAUCGAGUGACUUUGUAUGGCUCGCAGCUAUGCAUGUUUGUGCUCAAGCUUCUGACUGUGACACUGUGAUCCAACUUGCUAUGGAGAUGCAAGAGAUGGGAUGCUCGCCAACUCUGAGGCAUUGUUCCGCUCUUUUGCGAGCAUUUGCAAGAGCAGGCAACGAUAAGCUUGCGUUUGGUACUUUGCAAUUGAUGUUGGGCGAUGUUGACACUGUUGAGAUUGGAAAUACACGGGAACUGAGGUUACCACGGAUAGCUCCAGACCUUGUCGCUUUGAAUACAGUAAUCAAAUCUUGCGCGAAAGCUGGCAACUUUGAAGGGGCUUCUUUAAUCUUUCAGAGAAUGAAAGCUGGAGAGUUUUUUGAUCCAGAUACCCAUUACCCAAUAAGCCCUGAUCUUAUUACAUUUCAUAGUAUGCUUCAAUCGUGCCGCGAUGCCAACCUGGCAAGAGACAUUGUCAGAGAGAUCAGGUUCUCGAGGCGUAACCGUUUCGGAGCGGUCACUCCAACAAACGUCACCUAUGCACAUGCGAUCAACGUCUGCCAAAAGGCGGAUACCGUUGAUUUGAAGCUAGUUGAUCUACUUUUGGGUUGGGCAAAAGACGACAGCAUCACACCUUCAGUGUUUAUGUAUGCCUCUGCUAUCUGGGCCGCCCAUAAGUCCGGUAAUUGUGAGAAAGCUCUAGGCUACUUCAAUGCUAUGGAGUCGGCAGGAUGCAUCCCAAAUGCAGUUGCAUUUGAUGGCUUGAUAUCCGCUCUUGGUGAAAAAGGCGAUUUUGAGGAGGCUGUAAAGCUAUACGAGAGAACUCGUGGACUUGGUAACGAGGUUUCUCCUGCAACGAUGAUGCGUCUCGCGUCCUCAAUCCAAUCUGUAUCCAAUCCAGACGAGAGGGAAGAGUUCUUGACAAGAGUAUUCGAAAAAAUGAGUGAUCAAGGGCACUUCAUCGACUUCGGGGGGGCCAUUUUUGAAGCAUUGAUCAAUCUCUAUGGGUCGCAAGGUCGUUUUGACGAAGCGCUGUUAACAUUCGACGCAAUUGUUGGUCCCAUAAACGGCGCUUGUCUUCGGUCAAUACUUCUCUCGUGCAGUACUGCGAGACCACCUCGUUGGAUGGAGGCAAUCACGAUUAUGCACACCAGUGAUGUUGUUGAAUCCGCAAGCGGCCCAGGAAAGGUUGAUCAGGUGGCAUUGAGUAAUGCGGUGAUUGCUUGCAGUAAAGCCGAUGAGUUCGAAGAAGGGUUGACCUUGCUUAACUUGUACGGGGACCCUGAGUCUUCCAGAAACAAAUCGUAUUCAUCCAUCUCAGUUUCAGCCAUCGAUUCCCUGAUUGCUGCGUGUAGUCGGGGAAAUCGCCCAGACCUUGCGAUUUCUCUUUUCAAUGAAAUGAGUUCGGCGUUUGGAGUCCAACCAGACGAAAGAACAUACCGCAACGCAAUAAUGACUUGCAAUCGCGCAGAACAUAAGGCCCGAUAUGAGGAGAAGCGUGCACGCGAUACAGGAGAAACCUAUUCAUCAAUAGAAUGGUGGGAAGUCGGUUUGGCCCUAUUUCGGAGGAUGAAGGAGGAAGGCGUUAAACCGGAUGUAAAGGUGUAUUCGUCAGUGAUUAGUGCAUGCCAAGCAGCUGGCGAGUGGCAACGAGCAUUGGGCAUUCUCGAAAAUCUGAUCGAAGAAAGUGUUGACAGGGGCGAUGUCUCUCUGCUGAACACGUACUGCUUCAAUUCUGCAAUCAGCGCCUGUGAGAAAGGUGGUGCCUGGGUAGAGGCAUUGGAUCUUUACGAGCGAAUGGUAGAUAUUGGAGGUUCCAUUCGUCCAAACUUUGUCACUGUAAGUAGUCUUAUCUUAGCAUUGGACAAGGCUGGGCAAAAGGAUUUGGCGCAAAGCAAGUUCGAAGAAGGAGUGAGGAAGCGGAUAGUUAAGCCAUGGAGGUGGACGCAAAACGAUGCUGAUGAGUCAAUAUACGCCCUGGAUCUUCACAAUUUCUCGGCCGCAAUGGCAAAGGCAGCUGUUCGGAGCUGUAUGGAUUCUUAUUUCUUCGGAAUAACGAACAGGAUGCUCGACGAUCGUGUUGGGAAGGACUUGGUUAUCAUCACGGGAAAAGGAUUGCACACGAGGUCAACGGAUGAUCCAAUCCUUCAACAGACAACUCUACGUCUACUCCAAAAUGAGUAUGGGGUCAGUGGUGCGGUAAAGGAAUCAAAUCAAGGACGAGUGAUUGUCAACGUUGCAAAACUGAAGGAGUUUGUGACGAGUCGCUCAUAA
Molecule: messenger RNA, 3147 nt
Organism: Cylindrotheca closterium
Lineage: Eukaryota; Bacillariophyta; Bacillariophyceae; Bacillariales; Bacillariaceae
Source: the annotation of a GenBank genome assembly